AUGACCAUGGAGCUACUUGAAACCAAUGGAAAAUAUGUUAUACCAUUAGAUACUGUAGACUUAUCACUUCUAUCAACAUUGAAUGUUGCUCCAAAGCAUCCCAACAAUUUAUUGCCUUUAUGGAGUAAAAAUAACUUGACAUUGAGGAAUGAAGAUUGCUAUUUAGAAUUUGAAAUCAAAGAUAAGCAGGACAUCUCUGACACAGAUACAUAUUAUGAUGAAAGUGAAUUUGAAAUAGAUGAUAAACAAGAUAUAUCAGAGUCGGAGGCCACAUAUGUUAGUCCCACAGAAAAUUCAUCAAAUCCCGAUGUCAAUGCAGAAAUAAGUACAAAUUUGUGCAAUAUCUGCAAUAUCGAAGUUCCCCUACCAUAUAUGAAGGAACAUAUAAAUAGUACUAAACAUAAGACAUUCCUAAAAAUAACAGAAGUAGCAUUAGAAAGAGUUAAAAAGCAAGUGUCCCACAACUUCUCUGAUAAAAAUCCUGUCCCGUCAAUGUAUUUUUGUCAAACAUGUGUUACAACAACACCUGUCAAAGACAAAUCCUUCCAUAUGAAAUCAACUGCUCACAAAAACGCUGUUAUAUUAGACAGAAUAUUAAAUGAUUUUUUAAAAAUAUACACACAUGAAGAAUUAGAAACAGAUAACACUGAAUCGGAAAUUGAAACGCCUAAUCAUGAAGAAUUGGAUAAAGUUGAUGAAGGCACAAACAAACCUGAUAUUGAAAAGCCAGUCUACAAUGAAGAUAUUGCCAAGGAAAUAGUUUGGAAUUUGAAACCAGCUACAUUUCAUAAAAUAAAUAAAGAUGCUAUUGUCAGUGGUCGUACAAAUUUAACAGAAUACAUAAAUAAUUUAAAUGCUAAAACUUUAUCUUCACACAAGGUAAAAGAUGUUAAUGGCGAGUAUCUUAUUAUCGAAACAAAAGAUGGCAGUCAGUUAAAAGUGACACACAACAAUUUUCAUGGAGUACUGGCUAUGGGAAAGUGCCAUGCUCAGUGCAAACUGUGUACAGAAAUAGUUAAAAAUUUAGAUGAACAUAUGUGUUCUCAAAAACAUAUUGAGAAGAUAGUACUGCCAAUAAAUGACAAGGAAUGUAUUAGAGAGUUGGAUAAUACAAAAAGCCAUUGCAUUCUAUGUAAUGAGCUAGUCGAAAAUGCCGAUAUCCACGCACUUAACGACAAAAGACACAAAGCGUUAUUGAAAAAUGCCAUCUUGUUUUCUGAAGAGGGAAAUGCAAGCCAAAUAAAAAUUGAAACGCAAACAACACCAAAUAUUACUGUACUUGAAAGUAAUGAUGAACAAGAACCAAAAGAUUGCUCUGCUAAAACUGCCGAUAGUAAUAUAAAUAACGCGCAGUCAGAGCUUGAAAGGAACGAGGCCGUUGUACAAUUGGAUGCUAGUGAAACUGACAGCUCUAAAUCUAAAGCAUUUUUUUGCAGUGUCUGCUAUGUUACAAUUCACAGCAAUAGUAUUCAAUCACAUACUAGUGGUGUUAGGCAUAAAACGAACGAGAAACGCACAUAUCAUUAUCUGUUAGAAUAUUCUAUUAAAGCAGAUAAUUUAAAAUGUAAGGUUUGUAAUUGUUUCGUUGGUACCCACCAUAACGAUCAUUUAAUGAGUACAGAUCAUGCUGAUCGUUACAACGCUUUAUUAGCCGCAAACAAUAUGAUUAAGACGGAAAAAAAUGUUUUUUGCAAAGCAUGCACUAUUUAUAUACGCAUAGAAAAUGAGCUGGUUCACAUUGAUUCCACAAAACAUAAGAAGUUGCUUUUGGAUUGGAAAAGUGGAAUUAUUGACAACCCCACAAAAGGAGAUCUUAGUACAAAAGCCACAGGUAACAAUAGUAAACAACAUUUUUGCAUUGUUUGCAAAGUUAAUGUACCAAACAAUGCCCAUAACAUUCCUCUACAUUAUAAAGGAAAAUUACAUAAAUAUAAUUUAGCUAACUACUUAGACUCAGAAGGUGUUUCUGUCCAAGGAAAUAACAAGAGCGAUAAAAGUGAUAAAAGCACUCUUGGGAAUUUGUCUAAAAAUGAUAAAGAAAAGGCUAGUGUUAAUCCUCCAGCUGAGAUAUUUUCUAAGGACACGCCGUCGGGAAGUUGUGCCAAAAAAGUUCCAGUUGCUAAGCGAAACGGAAAUUUAGAUAUCAAAAAAGAUACAAAUUCAAACUCUGUGACAGAAACAGCUAAUAGAGAAGAUAAUAAAAAUUCGAUAUCCGUUACUAGUGAAACAGUGGAAGAUGUUAUAGAAACCUUAAAUCCGAACGAGUUGAAGUGCAGAAUAUGCUUAGUGAUAAUUCCAAAUAAAGCAAAGAACAUUCAAGAACACCUUAACGGGUACAAUCAUAACAAUAAUGCUAGAAUACUACUGGUACAAAACCGGUUGAAGCUGACAGGAAAUAUGUAUUUUUGUGACGGCUGCCGUGAAUCUGUCAAUGUAGGAGACCAAUUUGAUCACAUAAAUAAGCGAUCCCAUGCAGUGAAUAUGUUUAGAACAUUUACUAACGAUAUCGUAAAUGCCUUUGCAGAAAACAAAGAUCAUACGGAUACCGAGUCAAAUACAGAUAGUACUAUAAUCAAGGGACAAGCCUUAAAAGUUCCUCAAAGCUGUUCAGAAAAAAUACAACCAAAGAAUUAUUUCGAAAUGAAACUUACUGAUAAACUGGGUGAGGUUAACUGCCAAGUUUGUAAUGUGAAAGUACUUAACAGAGCUUCUGUAUUGAAAAUGCAUAUAGAAGGACGAAAGCAUGUCGAAAAAUUGCAAGAAAUGUUGUCAAAAAACAAAAUACUAUUAAAAAAUGACCGCUUUAAUUGUUCAGUGUGUCAGAAGUAUAUGAGGAAAGAAGUUCUUUUCAAUCACGUUAAAAACCAAAAUCACAUAACGGCCCUAGCGAAGACGCCGCCGGAUAGCAUUUGUAAAGUCUGUAAUAUUGUUAUAAUAAAGGGAAAAAUAUGUGAACACGUUUUAACCGCACAUCAUAUUAGCAAUCAAAAGAAAAAAAAUGAAAUAACUAGUCAUUUGUGUGAAAUUUGUGAUGUUCAAUUAACCAACAAUGCCACAAACAUUAACAUGCAUAACGAUGGUUUGCAACAUAAAAACAAUUUAAAACAAUUAGAGGUAAAUAACGUAGAAAUAAAAGAAUGUGAAAUGAAAAAGAAGUGCUACUGCAAUACGUGUGAGGUUUACUUCGCUUGCAAAUCUAUUAAGGAACAUAUUCGUACAUCGCAGCAUUUGGUUUUAUCGGGAUCUGGACUCACGCAAUAA
This is a messenger RNA of Parnassius mnemosyne (clouded apollo), 3261 nucleotides long. NCBI's taxonomy places the organism in Eukaryota, Metazoa, Arthropoda, Insecta, Lepidoptera, Papilionidae. The record is from the annotation of a GenBank genome assembly.